This is a messenger RNA of Pochonia chlamydosporia 170, 1548 nucleotides long. RefSeq lists its product as hypothetical. The transcript is spliced from 3 exons. NCBI's taxonomy places the organism in Eukaryota, Fungi, Ascomycota, Sordariomycetes, Hypocreales, Clavicipitaceae. The record is from RefSeq and is a predicted model, not a curated record. Bases 1 to 1548 code for a protein of 515 amino acids.
AUGGCUAAUAACGAAGCUGCGGAGUGUUUGACGGUUGAUAUUGAAAACCCCAUUCGUCAUGGCGACGACAGUGAUGACGAUGGACUCGAUGGCUUGGAGACGGCGGAGUCUUAUGAUGAGUUCUAUCUAGAUGUAGAACAGGCUGCCGAAGAGGAGAAGGCUAAGGUUCAUGCUGGAGAGCUAAGAAUACUGCACGGAACCGGCAACACGGAAGAGUUUCUGUCGAGGACAAUGGCAGACGAUUUUAACGCAGCACAGGCCCUAGACAUGCUUCAACAUAGGUACACGAUCGACUACGGACGACGGUCUUCUGGUUCAAAACCCGCUAGUCAGGCCGACGAAUACUACCCAAUCUUUCAUCUAGACAUGAUUAGCAUCGUUGGCCAACCGUUACGGCCGAUUAUAUACAAGAGCUCAUUCUUUGACAAUGUGGAUUUCACCUUCCAGCACUGGCAAGCGCCAUAUAGCUCCAAGCAUGCUGUUAGCAGUCUCCCGUUUGAGCUUACAAACCGAACAUUCCGCUUGGCCACUGGAGCUUCACGCGAAAUCUGGUUUAUUGUGAUGCAUCCUUUGCGACCUGAAGCAGUUGGAAUUCCCACGCCACGAGCAGGAGCAAGAAGUCGAAGCCACGUCCUAGGGUCUAGCGAGCGGAGCGCGAUGAGAAGACAUCGCGCCGAGGCUCUAGCCGGGUACAUCAAGGACCUCUUCUUGGACGGCACGCUAAUAGGGGAAGGCGUCGAGCCAUCAGUUCCAGACACUCUUUAUGGACAAGUGGCCAACUUUUUUCGGCUGCAUGCGUAUGACGAGUUCUGGUGCGACCAACAGCCUGCGUUUCACGCAUACGACCAUGGAGCAAACAUUAAGAUUGAGGUCAAUCAAGCUCUAGAAUAUCUCCCAAGAGAGGCACGUCUCCGCACAGACGAGAAUGGAAGCGGAAGCGACAGCGAGAGCAGUGAAGAAAGCGAAGAAGAGGAUGGAGAAGGGUCUUUAUUUGUCCGGGAAGGCCGCUCUGGCAGGGAGAUUACGACUGGGAUUAUCGAAGGUAGCAAUAACAACGGCAGCAACAAUGAUGAAGGGCUUAUUGAAACAGCAAAUCAGGUGGACGAGGCAGCACACAGGGAGCUAUAUACGGACGGCUUAGAGCAGCUUCGCGUAGAGCUUGAGCAGAAGUAUAACCUGGAGCAUAUUGCGCAGAUUUCCUACGCGAUAGCUGCUGACAUCCACGGCCAAGAAGGCUCGUCAACAGUUGCCGAUCAAAGUGGUGACGAUGCCGAGCAGGAACGCUACGAACACAGACAAAUCCAAGUCUACCUGAACGGAACAGGUUGCAGGGGCAGAGCAGUCAAUGAUGGGACGAUAUUAGGAAAGUGGGGAUCGCAUAUUCCUACAGAAUACUUCAUCCCUAAUUCUGGAUCAGCAUCGACCAGGUUUUGCGGUCAGGCAAAAGAAUCGGACUUUACCCCUGUCGCGGUAAUUCCAAUCUACCCCCUGAAAGUGGCGCAUGAAAUCCACCUCUACGUAGAUUGGGAUAAAGUCUUACCAUUGUAG